Prunus armeniaca (apricot) is the source of this 708-nucleotide messenger RNA. NCBI's taxonomy places the organism in Eukaryota, Viridiplantae, Streptophyta, Magnoliopsida, Rosales, Rosaceae. The record is from the annotation of a GenBank genome assembly.
AUGGAUCCUUCUGUGUAUGAGGCUGCAGAAUCGGGUGAUGUUGGUUUUUUCAGAAGAGCUGAUGCAUCAAUUGAUCUUCUCUGUCAGAAAACCCCAGCCCACAACAGUAUUUUUCAUAUUGCAGCUGAAUACAAACAAAUACAUUUCUUCAGAGAUGUCCUAGAUGAUCCAUCUUUGCCGUUUUGGGCUCCCAAUAAGAAGGGCAACACUCCUCUCCACGUCGCUGCGAGAGUAGGCUGUGAUGAAAUUGUAAAGCUCCUCAUUGAACACGCAAAGAAACUUGUGCAUAUUGAAGGAGCUGACGAGGAAAGAGGACCGACUAAUGGUGAAGCUAACAAACUACUUCGAAUGACUAAUUUUCAAGAAGAUACAGCACUGCAUGUUGCUGCCAGAUGCGGUCACGUUGAGGUGGUGAAUUUGUUAAUAGCUGAAGAUCCUGGAUUGUGCUGUUUGAUUAAUUUUAAUAAGGAGUCCCCCUUAUUCUUGGCUACUCGGCAUGACUUUCCACUCGUAGCUCGUACAAUUGUGAACCAGUGUCCAAUAUCUCCUUCUUUUAGGGGGUUUAACGAUGUUACAACUUUGCAUGUAGCGCUAACUUAUAUGGAUGAAGAAUGGAAAGCCACUCACCCCCAACAACCACCUAUGGCCCGCCCAGUUCCCAACCCACCUCCCAACACCGGUGGAAAGCCUGUCCCUCUUCACCACUAG